AUGUCCCUCAUCAACCUCCAGAUUCCAGACGAAUACCGCGAUCAGCUCGAACGAGCAGAGCCGCUGGACAACAGAACCAACGAGCAGAUUAUCUCCUCCCUCUCAAGCUAUCAGCCGGUCACGUCCGAGAAAAACAUCUGGGCCUUCUGGCAUGCCGGGCUGGAUGCAAUGCCCGCCUGGUGCCAGCGCAAUGUAGCAGACUGGCAACGCGUCUGCGGGCCGUCAUGGACGAUCCGUGUCCUCGACACCGUCCCUGGCUCGCCCAACCAUGCACUCCAAUAUAUUCCUCCAGAACUCCUUCCCGAAACGUUUGUGAACAGUACAAUGGACGGUCCGUAUACUGGACCCCAUAGCGCCGAUUUCCUGCGCGGCGCCUGUCUUCUUCUCCACGGCGGGGUGUUCAUGGAUGUAGGCAUUAUUCUGACCCGAUCGCUGGACCGGAUCUGCUGGGCUCAGCUAGAGGACCCUUGCACGCCUUUCAAUGUCUCUGUACCCUGGAUGUAUGGAACAACAAUGGCGAACCAUUUCGUUGCGAGCCGCAAGGGCGACCCUUUCAUCCGACGGUGGCAUGAGCUCUUCCUGUAUGUGUGGAAAGACCGCACUAACUUCCAGGGACUCACGAAGCACCCGUUAUUUGCGUUUGCCGCACAUCUGGACUUCUCUGCGUCGGCAAAGAGGGGUUUCAAGUGGGAGUUUAUUGUUGAUCCGGCUACGGUGUUCGACUACAUUUCGCAGGUUUUGGCUUGGAUUCGACUGACAAUGUUGGAAGACGCGGGAGACGGGUUCAGCUGUGCUGAUUAUGCUGUCAACAAUAUCCUCUGGUUCGAUGUCCUGCCUGAGAACUGGGGGUUUGAGGAGAAAGUCGGUUUUCGUGGAGAGAAUCUGUUUAGGAUCAUGGCCACACGGACAGAUGGCGAUCCGGAGAGCGAAGAGUACAAGAAGGCGCACGAGGUUGUCUGGCACUUCUUGUCCCAGUGCAGCAUGCAAAAGAUCACGCACGGGGAGAAUUUGACGAAGACGCCCGCGCUAGGUUCAUUGUGGGAUAGGGAGGAGAAUCAGGGCAAGGAUAUCGAGCCAGGGACUUUUGCUGAGCUGCUCAGAUACGGAACAACACAUUUUAAGCAGACGAGAAGUACAAUUCGCUAUGUGACUGUGGAGAAGCCGAAGGAGACGAUGCGGAAGGGCGUCUUUGAGCCCUAA
Molecule: messenger RNA, 1200 nt
Organism: Aspergillus nidulans FGSC A4
Lineage: Eukaryota; Fungi; Ascomycota; Eurotiomycetes; Eurotiales; Aspergillaceae
Product: glycosyltransferase
Exons: 1
Coding region: 1-1200 (399 amino acids)
Molecular function (GO): glycosyltransferase activity
Source: RefSeq, a predicted model, not a curated record